UCUAUAGGUCACAAUAUACUUUUUCUUAGUAUGAGUUUCGUUCGCGUUCUUCUUAACCGCUAAAUCCGGAAACGAAUCUCCACCGUUUUUUGAGUGUGUAAGGCGGUCCUUGCACUAUAAGUAUUAUAUAAAGUUCCUCGACCCCCUUAAUUUUGCGUCAGUUAUCGAAUUAUUUGCACAUCUUAAGUAUACUAUAGUUAAAUGCUGCGAGGGUUUGGAGGUGUAUAUAUAGACAUAUUUAAUGAAUGAAUGACAAUUGCGUUUUUAAUGCAUACCUGUCAAGAGCUUUAAGUGGAUAGUAGCUAUUUUCGUCUUAUGUACAAGAGAGUGUAAUAGUGAGCGACCCCAAGCGGAAUUUCCCCUACAACACAGGAAGUGUUUCCACUCAGCAGACGAUUGACGAAUUGACGAGAUGCAGACGACAGUAUUGUGCGAUAAGAGUGACGGUCGAGUCACGUGCUUCAGGAAACUCCACAUCAAAGAGUGUGGACUGGCCCACAGGAAUCCCAAACGUUUUGUCGCCCUAGAAUUUGGUCGCCCCAUUCUAUACCUACCAUGGGCCAUCUUUUGGGCGCUCUAUCAUUGUGUGUGGAUCGCGCUGGAGGCUUACUGGUGGUCCUUGAAGACCCACCGAGCACCACUGGAGUGGCUACUAAAACUGACCAACGUUGGAUACAUCCUUUUGACAGCGGUGGCAGUUACGGAAUGCAUAAAUGCUGUUUAUACCUACUGUUUUCAUACUUCGAAAGAACUAGAAACGAAGACAGGCAUGCCCUGGUAUUAUAAACUGUCAUGGGUUCUACACAAUAUGUCGCACACCACGGCAUUGUUAAUCGCAUUGUCAUAUUGGACCAUCCUCGCAGGACAUUAUACAAUCAAAAUAUGGACCAUCAAUAAACAUGGGGUGAAUCUACUGUAUACUCUUCUAGUCGUGAUCUUGACCACAAAACCAAUCAAAUUUCAACACGUGUACAUUCCAAUGGCAUUCAGUUUUGUCUACGUCUUAUUUACAUGGAUAUAUUUUCUUGCCACAGACGAACUUAUAUAUUCGUUUCUAAAUUGGAAUAAGCCAGGGAAAUCCAUUCUCCUCACCUUUCUCUUUGUAUUCGUCUGUACGCCUUUGGCCCAUUUCUUCUUCUUUGGACUCUAUAAACUAAAACAAUACAUAAAGCAAUCUUGUUCAUCGAAGAGAGAUUUGGAAUCUACAGAAAACAGAGACAAGGAAUCAAAGGAAGAAAUGUUAAAUCACGAGAAAACCAAUUUGAAAGAAACGCCCUGAUUGUAAUGGAGAGAUAUCAUCACAGUGGCGGAACUACCGUGAUCACUUGAAUCUAAGAAAACACAACAGUUUAUUGAUUACGGGCAGAUCGAGUCGAUGAAAAUUGCAAAUUUUCUAAAAGUAGACCACUUUCCAUGUAACUUUGUUACUUAGAUCUAAAGUGAGGAUACACAACAAUACACAAGAAUUUCUUUGUUUUUCAAGAUUUUUUGACUUGUCUUUAUAAUUCUAUUUUAUGACUUUUAUGACAAGUUAUCCGGCGCAUGUGCAUGCAUGUAGACGGCGUAAUCAUUUAUGUUACAAAAUCAGUUUCUUUAUUCUGUGAAUAUUGUAUCAUUUACCGUACAAAAGUCUAGUACAUACCUGUACAUGUCUAUGGUUUGAACGCAUAUGUGUAUAUAUAUAUAUAUAUAUAUAUAUAUAUAUAUAUAUAUAUAUAUAUAUAUAUAUAUAUAUAUAUAUAUAUACACUAUGCGGCGGUAGACAUAUAAAUGUAAAUGUUGAACGUUGUAUGUGUAAUACUAGGUUGUGAUCAGUAUUUCAAUGCAUAUAUCGAUUGCUUUCAGACAAUUUAGUUGUCUAAUUGCAUGUUGUAUAUUUAAUAUGUGCAAUAGCUUUGAAAAGCGCCUCUGCAAUAUUGAUAAACACCUUCUAUUGAUAUUUAUUUUAUUUAUUUUUAUAUACAAAGUUUUCACGACAUAACAAUUAAUGAUGUCUUAUAUUUAUUGACAAUUGUAAGAGAAUUACUUUGUAUGAAGAUGUACUUGUACUAGUAUGUUAAAUUGUACGAUGGAUAUAAAUUUAUAUGUACAUGAAUUGUUGAUUCAACACAUAUGAAUAGAAUAAUUGAGAGAAAUAAAUCAAAAUUACCGAAUGAAUUUCA
Molecule: messenger RNA, 2162 nt
Organism: Magallana angulata
Lineage: Eukaryota; Metazoa; Mollusca; Bivalvia; Ostreida; Ostreidae
Exons: 5
Coding region: 413-1279 (288 amino acids)
Cellular component (GO): membrane
Source: RefSeq, a predicted model, not a curated record